Messenger RNA from Exophiala spinifera, 2766 nucleotides. RefSeq lists its product as uncharacterized. The record is from RefSeq and is a predicted model, not a curated record. The coding region runs from base 1 to 2766 and encodes 921 amino acids. Lineage: Eukaryota; Fungi; Ascomycota; Eurotiomycetes; Chaetothyriales; Herpotrichiellaceae. The transcript is spliced from 2 exons.
AUGGCGCCGCAAUCUACUUCGAAGCCACCAAACUUAACCUUGAGAGCCGUGCCAAACGGUGGUCUAGGAGGGCUGAUUCCCUCUGACAAAGCUGGCAUUACUGGAAGAUCCAUGGCGGCGAAUGCAAGCUUUGUGCAAGCCACCGUGCUGGGCAAAAGGCGACAGAAGCCUCCGCCGAUUCUUACGUCUCGUAGCCUGUCAGACCUGUCGAUUACUUCUGUUAAGGCUUCAGCAGGGUCAGUGUUAGAGUACGUGUGGCCAUGGACUCCGAAGACGCCAAAAGAUUGCACUUGCGCAGAGUCACUUCCUGGAGAAAGCAGGAAAAUACUGCAACUACCGGUAGUGGUGCCGAAGGAUGCUGCCGUAACCAGUGAUUUGUACCAGUCACUUCCAGAGACACCAGUAACUCUGGUGUCUGACUUGACUUCACCGCCGGUAGAACUGCCUGGAUCCCUCCUUCUCCCAAGUCAAGGAUUUCCGCAGACAGAUCCCAUAUCACCACCGCCUUCACUUUAUCGAAGCCGCCGAGACACGCAAGAGUCAAUCAUUAGUCUCGUGCCUACUCAGUCAACCUCAGUCUCGACAGAUGAUCUCGCGAUGGAGACGCUACGCAACCUGACAACAUCGUCGAGAAGGAACGAUCAAAGCGCUAUACCUUCUUAUACCAUUGGAAGUCGUAAUGUUCCAGAAUCUCGCAUCACAAAACCAUUUACUGCUAUGACCGUCGAGGAACUACUGGACUAUCUACCACAAUGCAAGAAUAGCGACACGGUGAAGGAGCUGUGGCUACCGGCACUACGAAUUCACAUGGACAAGAUGGCGGCGCUGAUACUAGAUGCUACGGAGAUCAAGGUUGAUGAAGGCCUUGAUCAGAUCACCUUGAAUCAGGACUUAAACCACUUUGCUCACGAGAUCCGACUUGUGUCAAAUUCUUUUCGAAAGAUCGUCGAUUCUGCGGAGUCGCUUGCCGAACGAGACAGCAGAAUCUCCCAUGAACGCCUCGAAUUACUCGAAGGUCAAAUAGAAGAUUGUUUGAAGACGAUGUACUCCAAACAGAAAGUUGUCGACACACAAAGCAGGACGAUAGAGGAGCUCAAUCACACCAUUCGUGAUAUCGUUCGAAUCUUGGGCACCUUUAUCCAGAAGAAUAUUCCUCACUUGGUCGACUUCGUCGAAGACCCGAGAACGCAAGAAGUCCUUCAAGUAGUCUCCGAUUACGCGCCUCAUGGAGACGACAGACCGGUGCCUUACCUUCGUGUUCCUGAAACCACAAUCUCAAAGUACGCGCAGGCUGCUCGUGAGGCGGACGUAGCCUUGAGCGAGUACCGCAAAAUGCUGCAUGUUCAAAGCGCCACGAUCCGUGAACAGUCACACAAUCUCGAUGCGUAUACGAGCAAGUACGAAGGCGUGGUGCGCCUAGUAAAAGAGCGUGACCAUGAAAUGGGGCUGCUUAUGCAACAAAAGGAGGAUAUCAUGAAGGAUCUGGAGAAGACGAAGAGUGCUCUCAUACAGAGCCAGCUUGCCGAUGUCGAGAAGCAAGAUCUGGCUCAGCGCUACGAAGAGCUGCUCCAUGAGGCGACCAAUUUGAAAAUUGCACACCGAAUGGAACUGGAACAACGCGAGCUGGAAAUCUGCAAGCUCCGACAGAAGCUCGGGAGUGCUCGAGAAGAAGUCAUUGCAAGAAGAGAAGAUGUCAAGAACAUCAUGUCCCAGACUCGCGCCGUGCUUGAAUCUGCACGGCAGCCGGAACCAACAUUGCGAAAUAGCAACGCCUCCAAGGCACUGAGAUUUCUGGGAAUGGAGCGCGAAAAAGAUAAGUCGAAGUCUACCUCGUCUUUGGCUUCGAGUCAGAGCUUGAUGACGUUCGCGCCGGAAACCGCAAACUCUGCCGAUCUGAAAUGCUCAUUCAAAGAGCAAGCUCCCCGACUCAGCAAACCUAUUGCUCAACAUCUAGGUUCUACGGACCAGGGCUUCUCUACUCAAAGCGGUCCGAAGGCCUAUACGGCCAGUCGUCGCAGCCCCGGCGAAUCGGCUCUCACUCUUCCCCGCCCCAGAGCCGGAUCAUUGAGUGCGAUGCAAAACCGUGCAACAUCUCGAUUGCCUAUUGACACUCAAAAACUUCUUCCAGAUCCUCCCGUACGGCCCGAAACACACCGGUUGUCCUCCGCACGGGUUGCAGAGAUCACACAGUGCAUUUCAAGUCCAACAGCCGCACAGAUAGCUAGUGACUAUUUUAAACACAGUGUCCUCGGGCAGACAUCUGCACGUCGCGUGUUGAGCCACAUCCCAGAACUUUCGGUGCAGACGGCACCAGAAGCAAACCUUCCACACAAUGAAGGCCAUCAUGAUGAGCGACGUAAGUCUGACGACAGCGUCGCGAGUGCCGACCGGGAGAUGUAUCGGCAUAGCGUUUGUGCAUUGGACAUGCUUAACUCCAAUACUCUGCCGUACAAUCCGACUGAAGACAAUUUGACCGAGUACUUCGAGCACAGCCAAACUAGGAUAACUCCAGACCCAGAUUACGAUGAGGACAUGGACAAUGGUGAAGAUGCGUGUUUCCAAACUGGGGUAGCCCACCUACACCAUGUGGGCCCAGGCAGCAACAACUUGCGAGCAGCACUUGUCAAUCGGCGCAAGACCCGCGAGGUUGAUGACCAGGCCAGGAAAAGUAUAGUGUCCGAUACUUCUGAGUAUCAGACAUCGGAUUCGGAGCCCAUGACUGUCACUCAACUGUAUCAUGAAGGUGGGCGCCAUAUUCGGAGUUGA